CCGAAACGCAUAAAUUUGAGGUAGAAGCAUCAUGAACUGCGCUAAGUAUUUUUUCAAUUUCAAGAAUGUGAUCAAGCUUGAUGAUUUAGCGAAACCUGGUGUUAUCAUCGCGCCACGAUUUCUUUGUAUAAUACAAAAGAUGAGUAAGCACAAACGUCGUCGUUCCACCUCUGCUCGCCGUGGCCUCAAACGCUGAUCGUGAUAUCAAUGAUGAUAUCAAUGCCGAUGAGGGACAUGCUAAUGACGGACAUGUCCAAACUCCUCCCUCCCAACAAUCAGACGCGCAUAUCAGCGUGCAUGGGGAUGGGGCAUCAACCUCCCAUGCACCUCCUUCAUCUUGUGCAAUAUAUGCCUCCAACUCAAGAAGAGCGCCUCAAUCCCGGUUCUUUGAGGUGACACCUCAAUCAAUUCAUAGCGAUCCUGAGGUCUUAAAUAGAAUCAAGAGUAUUGUUUGUGUUCAUUUCACGGGGCUUUGGUCGACUUUUGGCGAGGUUCCGGCGGCUACUCGUGAACUAUGGUGGCGGUUGUUCAAGGUAAAAAAAAUUGUUACAUUUUAAUAACUUAAAUUUAACAAAUGAUAUAUCAAUGUUUUUAAUGAAGGCUUCCCAUCGGUGACAUCAUGGCCUAGACCAAGCUAUUCUCAAAAAAUACAAUUCUAGGAUCUCGUGGUGGUUGAGACCCACCUUUAGGACUGCCCGAUCUUCCGGUCGAAAGCCAAGAUUCCUUGGCGAUGAUGUAUGGGAGAUGCUUUGCCGCCAUUGGGUCACGGAUCCCGUAUUUUUGAUGAGAAGCGAAGCAGCCAAGACAAACCAGAAUUCGGAAAAAGCCAAGGAAGUACAAUGGCACUGGGGCCGCAAACCCCAAAUUCAACAUAAAAAAGAUCUCCUAAACUCUAAUUAAUUAAAAUUAUUUCCAUUACAUUCCCUGAUGUAUAUAUAUUUUUUUAAUUAACUUUGAAAUCCGUGUAGGAAUUAUCUGGACCCGUGAAAAAAGGGUCACACCAUAGAAACUCGUGGUACAUUGUUGGACGAAGAAGGGUGCUGGAACGCCGCCUCCACGCCUUUCUGAAAUUGAAAAAAAAUAUGAGGAAGAGCGGGGGGAGAGAGGCGUGUGCUGAAGGUUUACAAUGCCGAACUUGAUGAAAGUCAAGAUGAUGAGGCCACCUUGGUGGCAACCGGAGUUUACAAGGGCCGGGUGCUGCUUAUGGGUUCUGAAGGUUUACGGAUCCUGAAGAAGUUCAAAGGAGCUAGCUCAUCUUCUCAUUCGGUGUAUGAUGAUCGGGUUACCCGCCUCGAGAAACAAUUGGAGGAACGUGAUGCAGAGGCUCAAAGGCGGGAUGAAGAGGCUCGGAUACGGGAUGAAGAGGCAAGAAGAACAAGAGAAAGAUUGGAAGAGAUGGAACGACAAAUGCAUAUGUUCAACGCCACCUAUCGCCCAUCCAUGCACAUACAACACCCGAAACUACCCCACAAAUUCCCUUCAUGGGCAAUAUGGACAGUAUGGGCAGUAGGGGUUUUGCUAUUUAUAGUCAUCUCUCCAACAAUUUUCCAUAUGCAUAUAUGAUACUCCAUCCUUGACUCCCGGAGCUCAAGCAAACCGUGGCAGCAGCCGAGCUGGCAGCCGUGGUGGCAGUCGAGGCAGCUAUCGUGGAGGCAAUCGUGGUCAUGGAAGGCAACCCAACCCGAUCAUCGUGAAGAACCUUCUUAUGAUGAUGAUGAUAUUUAUGAUGACCAUUGAUGGUUUGUAAUAACUAGUUUAUUGAUAUUUUAAUGUUUAUUAAAUUUUGGUUACUGUACGAAUUUUAAUGAUUGUUAUUAUAUAAUGUUGGUUUGAUUGGUUGCAAAA
Messenger RNA from Cuscuta europaea, 1845 nucleotides. The record is from the annotation of a GenBank genome assembly. Lineage: Eukaryota; Viridiplantae; Streptophyta; Magnoliopsida; Solanales; Convolvulaceae.